Messenger RNA from Cordyceps fumosorosea ARSEF 2679, 1455 nucleotides. RefSeq lists its product as hypothetical. The record is from RefSeq and is a predicted model, not a curated record. The coding region runs from base 1 to 1455 and encodes 484 amino acids. The transcript has 2 exons. NCBI's taxonomy places the organism in Eukaryota, Fungi, Ascomycota, Sordariomycetes, Hypocreales, Cordycipitaceae.
AUGACCGAUUCAUAUUCAUACUGGGACGAAAAUAUUGGUUCGGCCCCUCAACGCCGAGCCGUCCGAGACCUGAUCAGCCACCCUCUUGGGUCAGACGAGCUGCCUCCGCACUUCGACAGCAGCUUAUACAACGACGAAUUUACACGCAGCGUCUUUGCACUGGACCGUACGAAAAACGAAGACGACUUUAACCUCUGCACAUCGUCAGCGGAUGCCUUCAAAAUGCCCUUGCGGGAGACGUUUGGCCGGUGCGCGAACAAAGCCGGCGCUCUCGGCCUGCCGGCCUGCCGGGCCGCUCGCGGUGUGCCCUGCGGAGCCGUGUACGCCGUCGCCAUAGGCAUGCGGCAGUGGUCGCCCUCUGCAAUCAUCGCCUGGGUGGUCCAGCUGGGGAGCGCCGUGUCCUCGCCGGAGGACCACCACCUCGCCAAGUCCGCCGGCGCCGCGCGGGCCGCCAAGGGGAACCUCGACGUGGUCGAGUGGAUGCAGACGCUCACGCCGUCGUACAGCCUUGGAAGAUCCGCAGCGAGCAUGAUGGUCUGGGGCGAGAUCAUGGGCGGGGCCUACGCCCUCUGGUCGGGCAACCUGUACUAUGCGUGCGUGUGCGUCGAGUACGGCAAGGACGCGUGGGCCGCGCUGGACCCGUUCGCCAUCACCGUCGAGGCAAUAGAGCACCUCCCGCGGCGCGGAAUUGGCCGCGACGUCCUCUCGGGCAUGGUCACCGGCGACGUGGCCGGCUGCGCCGUCGGCGCCGCGCUGGACAGGCGUUGCGUCGAGGACCGCAUCGACCCAGCCGGCCUGCUCAGGCUGCUGUCCCUCAACGAGGCCCUCAACUACCGUGCCUGGACUAUUACCGGGCACGGCUGGGGCCGCACGCUCGACCUGCUCCUCGCCGGGGGCGGCGAGCUCGACUGCCCGGGACACGUCGCGACAUGGGGCCACCUCGCGGCCUUGAGCGACAUCUGCGACAGGCUCAAGGACCGGACGGACACGCACGACAACAUCGUGAAUGCGUUCCCCGAGGUUGACUGGCCGGCGGCCAUCCACGACAACUUCAACAAGGCCACCGACUGCGGCUGCCUGCCCCUGGUGUACAACACCGUCCUCUGGUGGUGCGUCAUGGCCGUGUCGCACGCUCCGUACAGGCCGAGGGAGGAGGUCCUCGCCGUGCUGCGCAACUUCGACGGUGACCUGCGCAAUCAGGGCCAUGCGUGGCGAAAGGCUACAAGGUUGGCCAGGUUCUCUGGGCAGGCGCUGGCUGACAUUGGAUGCAUGCAGACCUGGGACUGCAAGCCCGUCUUGGAGCUCGCCAACGGCAUCAGGCUGAACUGGUGCUCAGAUUGCUACAUGUACGACUCGCCGCUCGGGCCGUGCUCCUGCGCUGACCAGAGCGACUACUUGUCGCCUGAAGCGCGGGAAGCCUCCACGGCGGCACUGCGGAAGCUGCUGCAGGAGUGA